Oreochromis niloticus (Nile tilapia) is the source of this 926-nucleotide messenger RNA. RefSeq names its product GTPase IMAP family member 7-like. NCBI's taxonomy places the organism in Eukaryota, Metazoa, Chordata, Actinopteri, Cichliformes, Cichlidae. The record is from RefSeq and is a predicted model, not a curated record. Gene Ontology annotation, molecular function: GTP binding. The transcript has 2 exons. Bases 18 to 770 code for a protein of 250 amino acids.
AAAAGAGAAGAAUUAAGAUGGGCAACAAUUCUUCAAUCCCUGAUGGUCCCCCAAGGAGGAUCGUGAUGAUCGGGAAAACUGGUGUUGGGAAGAGUGCCGUUGGCAACACCAUCCUGGGCGCAAAGAUUUUUGAGUCCAAUGUGAGCUCAGAGUCAGUGACGCAGACUUGCGAGAUAGAAAAAGUUCCAAACUGCAAAAGAAAGAUCACUGUGGUCGAUACACCUGGCCUGCUGGAUACGUCUAAAAGUACAGACGCCAUAAAGAAAGAAAUCACAAAAUGCAUUCACAUGUCUUCUCCCGGCCCUCACGUCUUCCUGCUGGUCCUUCAGAUCGGCAGGUUUACCACAGAAGAGCAAAACUGUGUGGACGCGCUGGAGAAGCUGUUUGGGCCUAAGGCAUCAAAUUACAUGAUCGUCCUGUUCACUCAUGGUGACAAGCUGACUCAGCAGAAGAGAACCAUUCAAGACUAUUUAAAAACAAGCCACCCUAAACUCAGGGAACUGCUGAAGAGAUGUGGUUACAGGUACCAUGUGUUUGACAACAAGAUCAAGAAGAAUAGAACUCAGGUGUUGGAGCUGAUCAUAAAGAUUGACGCAAUGAUGGCAGUAAAUGGGGAAGCUCACUACACUGAUGAAAUGCUUGAAGAGGCAGAGAAGAUUCUAAAGCUGAGCGAAAACCUGCCUAACAACGUACACUUCAUGGCUGAGCUCACACAGAGAAUCAUCGUGUUUAAGAGAAUAUUGGCAAAGGGUGCAGAUGACCUAUACUGAUCAUUCCUCCAACUCAAACGUCUGACUUUAAUCUAAAUAAUCCACACUUUUUUAGUUUUGCAGUGACUCUUCAUUAAAUACUAAUUAACUACACAAAAUUGCUCUGUAUGACAGUAAUUAUAUGUAUAUGAUAUUCAUUUAUUCAUUCAUAGUAAA